This is a messenger RNA of Penicillium concentricum, 1554 nucleotides long. Its product is annotated as cytochrome P450. The record is from RefSeq and is a predicted model, not a curated record. NCBI's taxonomy places the organism in Eukaryota, Fungi, Ascomycota, Eurotiomycetes, Eurotiales, Aspergillaceae. The coding region runs from base 1 to 1554 and encodes 517 amino acids. The transcript is spliced from 5 exons. Gene Ontology annotation, molecular function: heme binding; oxidoreductase activity, acting on paired donors, with incorporation or reduction of molecular oxygen; monooxygenase activity.
AUGUUGUCAUCCAUCGUCGCUGCGCCUCCCCUCGUCGUCACCCCAAUAGUGUGUCUGGCUCUUCUUCUAGUCUACUAUCUCGGCGCGUACCUCUUCCAAAAUAAGGGCUUGUCAGACAUUCCCGCAGCCUCACCAUGGGCUGCCUUAACUAGAUUAUGGCUGGUGCGCGAAGCGAGAUUCGGUCGACGCUAUCUCACUGUCGACAAGGCGCACAAGAAGCAUGGCGACAUGGUCCGUAUCCAGCCCAACCAUGUCUCGAUAGCCAAUGUCGACGCCAUCAACGCCAUCUACGGUCAUGGCAAGAGGUCCACUGUCGCGCCUGACUUCUACGACGCCUUCGUCGCCGUCUCGCGCGGUCUCUUCAGCACCCGGGAUCGCGCUGACCACACGCGUAAGCGCAAGAUUGUCUCGCACACAUUCGCGGCCAAGAGCGUCAUGCAGUUUGAGCAGUACAUGCACCAGAACCUGAACGAGCUCCUGCGCCAGUGGGAUUUCAUCUGCGAGCGAACUCCUGCGAACGCCAAAUUUGCACGCUUUGAUUGCCUUCCCUGGUUUGCCUAUCUCACCUUCGACACCAUCGGAGACCUUGCCUUCGGCGCUCCGUUCGGCAUGUUGAAGAACGGCACAGACACGGUCGAAUACAUGGACUAUCCCGGCGGUCCUUCCAAAUACAUGCGUGCCGUCGACGCGCUGAGUAGGCGUGGCGAAGCCUUUGCUGUGCUGGGAUGCCUGCCAUUGUUGAAGACCAUCGGCCAUCUCCUGCCCGACCCGUUCCUGCGACAUGGCGUCCGCUCUGGGGAACAGGUUGCAGGGAUCGCCAUUGCGCGGGUCAACGAACGCCUUGUGUCGACAGCAACAAAUGACAAUAAGCGAUUGGAUAUCCUGGCACGCUUAAUGGAGGGCAAAGAUGUGAACGGCCAGCCGUUAGGUCGAGAGGAACUCACCGCGGAGGCAUUGACCCAGCUCAUUGCCGGUAGUGAUACUACCUCAAAUACUCUUACGGGUGUCUUCUAUUGGCUUCUGAGAACUCCCGGGGUUCUUCAAAAGCUCCAGGCCGAGCUUGACACUGUUAUCCCCUCCCCAACUGACCAGGUUUAUUUCCAGUCUGUCAAGGACCUCCCAUAUCUUAAGGCCUGCAUGAAUGAAGGCAUGCGUAUCCACUCCACGUCAGCUCUCGGUCUCCCUCGCGUUAUCCCUUUUAAUGGCCCCGCUGUAGAUAUCUGCGGUCACAAGUUCGAGCCCGGCACCGUGUUGUCGGUACCCAGUUACACAAUCCAUCGCCUCGAGAGCAUCUGGGGCGCUGACAGCAACCAAUACCGACCGGAGCGCUGGGAAAGUUUAACAUUAGAUCAAAAGAAGGCCUUUGUGCCGUUCGGUCACGGACCUCGGUCCUGUGUAGGACGCAAUGUUGCGGAGAUGGAGAUGACGCUCGCGCUGGCGAGCUUGGCCCGGCGCUACGACUUUGAGCUCUACCAGGACAAGUUUGACACGUGGGAGGGGUUCUUGCGAAAGGGGUUUCACUGCGAGGUGGGAAUUCGCAGGAGAAUGACAUAA